CAUGCAUCGCCCCCUAAGCUCUUAAUUCUAAAGAAGUGUCUGUCAUAAUGACUAAUAAGCACUUGCUAGUUUCUUGAGUCCAGAUUAGAACAGUCAUCAGAAUCAAAUUCUACUUUGCAAUUUUAUCAGGAAGUGCCCAUAACAGAUGAAGAAAGGCGCUAAGUGGGGAAUAGGAGGUGGCAUAAUCCUAAUCAUUGCCAUCGUCGCCGUUGUCCUAGCAGUGGUCUUACCGGGUAGAAAGAAGGAUAAAGAUGAAGAGCUUCCUGUCAUGUACUUUGCUAUGCAUCUCGGUGACCCAGCACCUGCACGAUCACAGCGAAUAUCAGGGCAAUACCAAAAUCUUAUGGAGGGCGAAUGCAGUCUUGAUUUGAAUGUGGAAAAUACUCGAAAGUCGAUCGAAGGAUUAGGUUCGAACCAAAAAUUCGCCUUCAUCUUCUAUUCGAAUGAUGUGGAUACGACAUCACCGAUGACCGCGGAGGAAGCUCUCGAGCGGUUGAAGAAAGUGGAAGCUGCGAAUGAAUCAUCGUACAAACAAGAACAGGUCGCAAAAGCGUAUACAAGUCGACGAAACGCCAAAGAUCUUCUCGUUUACUUCAUCCCAUGUGACUUCUCCUACAGUAAAGACGAAGAUGUGAAGAACUUCGUUACUGAACUGCAAAAAUCUGGCGUCCUUAAAAAAAGUCUUAUCGUUUCAAACACGAAACCUUCCCAAACCGUUGCACAAUUGUAUGAAAUGAACGAUGAAAACGUAGCAGGAACGGACAAGAAUAUUAUCGAGAAGAUUAUCGAUUUCGGUCGUUCCACUGAAACGACGGAACAAACGCAGGGUACUCGAACUUCUAGAAGAUCAACUGGCAGACCGACAACUGCGCCACCUGCAACGAGGUACAAUUGUCUAUUCGUCGGUGAUUUGUACAAUUAUGGGAAUGAUGGUGAAUCCUAUGCACAAGAAGCUGAACUCCUUUCUCAAGUCGGUUACGAUAUUUUCGAUGAAAGUCGGGCGAAAAUUGGUCUAUGGGCAUAUGGACACACAGAUUUCCCCAGAAAUGCCAAUGCAUCACUGAGUGAUAUGAGUAGAAAUCAUGAGGAACUAGAUAAGAAACUUUCGAAGAUGAAAUAUGCUAACAAAAGCGAUCCUUUCACUACUAAAGAGGCCGUCGAGGCAAUCAAUGAGAUGUAUGAUACGCAGAAACAAUUGAACUGCUUGAUCUUUUUGACUGCUCAAAAGCGCACGAGUGGUUUACCUCGAAUAGCGCCAAAGCAUCUCCAAUUUGAAAAGGUGGUGGUGGUUGGCCUUAGCGACACUCAUCCGAAGGAGAUCGUGCCCGUAGAAAAUGGUGUGCUCAUUUCAAUUCCAUUCUAUUACGUGGAAACAGAUGUACGAGCCAUUGUCGAAGCUAUCAUCGGGCAAAAGACUACGACCAUACUCCCUACUGGCAGCACGAAAAAGCCUUCAACAGCACCCAGAUGUUUGUUUAUUGGUGAUAUGUAUAACUUCGGCUCAAAUGCUGAUGCUUAUAUUCAGGAAAGGGAGUUCAUCGCCACUCUUGGGUAUGACUUCUUCAAAGAAUUCCGUGACCCUAAACUCGGAUUCUGGGCAUACGGUCACUUGAAGCCGGCCUAUCCGGAUCGGCCGAAUCUUGACAAGAUGAGCAAGAAUAACGAUGAAUUUGAAGACCUCUUAAAGGAUAUGGAGUACUACCUGAGAGGAACGCCUACAACUACUCAGCGCGCCAUCGAAAUUGUCAAUGCAAUGGCAGAAGACGACAGAGCAAAUUGUUUGGUCUUCUUCGCAGCUCCAAACAACACCGCAUCCUUGCCAGUCCUGAAACCACACUCCAAAAUCGAACGGAUAGUUGCUGUUGGGUUUGCUGAUGCCGAUCUGAAAAGAAUUGCGGGAGAGAAAGGACGUGCCAUUAAGGUGCCAUUCUAUUACAAUGACGAGGAUGUGGCAAACGUUUUGAACGCUAUAAGGGGAUAUGUACCGACUACCACUGGAUUGCCAACAAAGCCACCAACAACUACAACAACACCUGCUCCAAGAAGAAAGCUGAAUUGUCUGCUUGUCGGUGACAUGUAUAACUACGGAAGCAAUGUCGGCUCCUACGAUAACGAAGCCGAGCUGUUGUCCCAAGUUUCAUACGAUGUGUUUGUUUCGCCGAGAGUUGAUCCGCGACUGGGUCUUUGGGCUUACGGUUACACUAAAUAUGAGCCGGAUGUGGCUAAGACGUUGAAAAGAAUGGUUAAUGAUAGCAAAGCAUUUAAUAAUCUCCUGAUGGAAAUGGAAUAUGCUACCGUGGCUACUUACAAGACCACUGAAACGGCUAUAAAGGCUAUUAAUGCGAUGAGCGAACAGCAACUAGACUGCUUGGCAUUUUUCACUGCUCAAAACAACACAAAGGGUCUUCCGAAACUAGAACCCAAGAACAAAGGAAUCAAGUCAAUUGUAGUUGUUGGACUUAGCGGAACGAAGCCUGAUGACAUCGUGCCAGUAGGAGGUAAAAUGAUAUCUGUUCCGCACUAUUAUUUGGACGAAGAUGUGGAUAAGAUAGUUGCAGCUAUAUUAGACGAUAAACCCUGGACGACUAAGAGACCUACCACAACAAGACCGACUACGAAAAAACCUACAACACCGAAGCCCAUUGACCUGAAAUGCCUCAUGGUUGGCGACUUGUUUGGUUUUGGAGCAAGCGCCGAUGACAGAUAUUUGGAUGAAGCCGAGUUUAUCGAUGCUCUUGGGUAUGACUUCUUUGGAAGCAGUGGCACUAAGCCAAUGGCCGGAGUAUGGGCUUAUGGUUACACGACAUUCCCAAAAUCGCCAGAUCUUAGCAAAAUCACUGCUAAUCGUAGCGUUUUUCGGGACGAACUAUUCAAAAUGCAGUAUCAACACCGAUCUGAUCCCUUGACAACAUCAAACGCAAUUGAAGUAAUUAACAAGCUGGGAGCAGACAGUCGUGUCAACUGCUUGGUUUUCUUCUCAACAAGCAACGAUACGAAAUCUCUGCCAAAACUUAAUCCACAAAAUAAAGGAAUCGAGCGGAUUGUGGCAGUCGGAUUUGCUGGAGCAGACUUGAACGACUUGGUGACAGAUCGAGGAGUUGCUGUUAGUGUACCUCUCAGAUAUCUGGAUGAAGACAUAGAAUUGGUCUUAAAAGCCAUCUUGGGAAAGUAUGUACCAACUAAGUCCACUACGCGAAGUACAUCAACUACAAGACGCAGCACUACAAGACGAAGCACAACAGCUGCACCAAAAAGAAAGUUGAAUUGCAUGCUUGUUGGUGACAUGUACAACUAUGGAAGUAAAGUCGACUCUUACGAUAAUGAAGCCGAACUAAUAUCUCAAAUUGGAUACGAUGUGUUUGCCACACGUACGGUGGACGCACAGCUGGGUCUUUGGGCUUACGGUUACACUAAAUUUGAGCCUGACGUAGCUAAGACGUUGAAGAGGAUGACUAAUAAUAGCAACGCAUUCAACGACCUUUUGAUGGAAAUGGAGUAUGCUGCAGUGGCUAGUUACAAAAAUACUGAAGCAGCUAUAAAGGCGAUCAAUGCGAUGAGCGAACAGCAGCUGAACUGUUUAGUUUUCUUCACGGCUCAAAAUAACACAAAGAGUCUUCCAAAACUAGAACCCAAAAACAAAGGAAUUAACUCACUUUUAGUUGUUGGCCUUAGCGGUACAAAGCCUGAAGAUAUUGUGCCAGGUGGAGGCAAAAUGAUAUCUGUUCCUCAUCAUUAUCUGGAUGAAGACGUAGAUAAGAUAGUCAAGGCUAUUUUAGACGAUAAACCAUGGACGACUAAAAAGCCCACCACUACUAAACCCACUACUAGAACAACGAGAAGAACAACACCAACAACAAGAACCUCUCCGCCAAAAAGAAAAUUGAACUGCCUGAUUGUCGGUGACAUGUACAACUAUGGAAGUAAAGUCGACUCUUACGAUAAUGAAGCCGAACUAAUAUCUCAAAUUGGAUACGAUGUGUUUGCCACACGUACGGUGGACGCACAGCUGGGUCUUUGGGCUUACGGUUACACUAAAUUUGAGCCUGACGUAGCUAAGACGUUGAAGAGGAUGACUAACAAUAGCAACGCAUUCAACGACCUUUUGAUGGAAAUGGAGUAUGCUGCAGUGGCUAGUUACAAAAAUACUGAAGCGGCUAUAAAGGCGAUCAAUGCGAUGAAUGAGUAUCAACUGAACUGCUUAGUGUUCUUCACCGCGCAAAACAAUACUAAGGGCCUUCCAAAACUAGAACCCAAAAACAAGGACAUCGAUACUAUCGUAGCUGUGGGUCUUAGCGAUACGAAUCCUGCCGACAUUGUGCCGGCAGGCGGUAAAUUCAUAUCUGUUCCAUACCAUUAUUUGGAUGAAGAUGUAGAUAAGAUAGUUAAAGCAAUCACAGACGGUAAGCCCUGGACAACGAGGAAGCCCAGCACAACGAAACCGACCACGACCACACCAAAGCCACUUGAUCUAAAAUGCCUCAUGGUUGGCGACUUGUUUGGUUUUGGAGCAAGCGCCGAUGACAGAUAUUUGGAUGAAGCCGAGUUUAUCGAUGCUCUUGGGUAUGACUUCUUCGGAAGCAGUGGCGCGAAGCCAAUGGCCGGAGUAUGGGCUUAUGGUUACACGACAUUCCCAAAAUCGCCAGAUCUUAGCAAAAUCACUGCUAAUCGUAGCGUUUUCCGGGACGAACUAUUCAAAAUGCAGUAUCAACACCGAUCUGAUCCCUUGACAACAUCAAACGCAAUUGAAGUAAUUAACAAGCUGGGAGCAGACAGCCGUGUUAACUGCUUGGUUUUCUUCUCAGCAAGCAACGAUACGAAAUCUCUACCAAAACUUAAUCCACAAAAUAAAGGAAUCGAACGGAUUGUGGCAGUCGGAUUUGCUGACGCGGAUUUGAGCGAUUUGGUGACAGAUCGAGGAGUUGCUGUCAGUGUACCCCUACGAUUUUUGGAUGAACAUGUUGAACUGGUUUUAAAAGCCAUCUUGGGAAGGUAUGUACCAACUAAGCCCACUACGCGAAGUACAUCAACUACAAGACGCAGCACAACAGCGGCACCAAAAAGAAAAUUGAAUUGCCUGCUUGUCGGUGACAUGUACAACUAUUUGAGUAAAGUCGACUCUUACGAUAAUGAAGCCGAACUGAUAUCUCAAAUUGGAUACGAUGUGUUUGCCACACGUACAGUAGACUCACAGCUGGGUCUUUGGGCUUACGGUUAUACCAAAUUUGAGCCUGACGUAACUAAGACGCUGAAGAGAAUGACUAAUGAUAGCAACGCAUUCAACGACCUUCUGUUGAAAAUGGAAUUUGCUGUAGUGGCUAGUCACAAAAAUACUGAAGCGGCCAUAAAGGCAAUCAAUGCGAUGAACGAGAAUCAACUGAACUGUUUAGUGUUCUUCACCGCCCAGAACAAUACUAAGGACCUUCCUAAGUUAGAACCCAAAAACAAAGACAUUGAUACUAUCGUAGCUGUGGGUCUUAGCGGUACGAAUCCUGAAGACAUUGUGCCGGCAGGCGGUAAAUUCAUAUCUGUUCCAUACCACUAUUUGGAUGAAGAUGUGGAUAAGAUAGUUAAAGCAAUCACAGACGGUAAGCCCUGGACAACGAGGAAGCCUAGCACAACGACGACCACGAGAAAAACCACAACACCAAAACCACUAGAUCUGAAAUGUUUGUUUGUUGGUGAUUUGUACAAUUUUGGAUCGGAUGAAGAAAAGUACCUGGAUGAAGCCGAGUUCAUAUCCCAACUUGGUUACGACUUCUUCGAAAGCAGCGAAUUGAAGAAAAUGGCCGGAUUAUGGGCAUAUGGUUAUACGACUUUCCCAAAAUCACCGGAUCUCAGCAGCAUCACUGCUGACCGAAGAGUUUUUGGUGAACAACUCCAUGAAAUGCUCUAUCAUUACGUCUCGGAUCCAUCCUCAACAGCAAACGCGAUCGAAACCAUCAACAGGAUGAGUGCAGAUAGUCGGAUGAAUUGUUUAGUCUUUUUCGCAGGAAGCAAUGAGACGGAUACUCUACCCGAAUUUAACCUGAUAAGUAAACAAAUAGUACGACUCGUAGCAGUUGGAUUUGAUGGUGCAAAUUUGAGCAAGUUGGUAAGCCCACAAGGCAUUGCUGUAAGCGUGCCACGAUACUAUGUUGAAGACGAUGUUAAGAAAGUUUUGAAGGCUAUCAUAACCGGAAAGACACAGUCAGCAGUACGGUACGUCAACUAUGAAAUUCCGCACCAAAGGCAUUUCCCCAUCCGUUCAUUCCACGAAAGAAUGAUGGUUCCUGUAAACUAACGCAUAGACAUAAAAGAGUUGAAGCAAUCUAGUGCAGGUGCAUAAUUAUAUAUAUCAAGACUGUUAAUAAACCUUUUGUUUG
This is a messenger RNA of Cylicocyclus nassatus, 6362 nucleotides long. The record is from the annotation of a GenBank genome assembly. NCBI's taxonomy places the organism in Eukaryota, Metazoa, Nematoda, Chromadorea, Rhabditida, Strongylidae.